Messenger RNA from Anopheles darlingi, 2381 nucleotides. RefSeq lists its product as uncharacterized. The record is from RefSeq and is a predicted model, not a curated record. The coding region runs from base 763 to 2106 and encodes 447 amino acids. Gene Ontology annotation, molecular function: oxidoreductase activity. Lineage: Eukaryota; Metazoa; Arthropoda; Insecta; Diptera; Culicidae. The transcript has 3 exons.
AUUCGUUCAUCAAACGCGAUUCUGCGCACUGCGAAUCCGUCGGAGAGAAUGCCGGUAAAGAGAACAGCCCGAGAUGGUACUGCCAAAUUUCAUCGGAUUUGCUCGGCAUCCGAUACGAUAACCGUGAGGAUCUCGAGGCGUUCAUGCACCUGUGGGUGAUAUUUACGUUUAUGCUGGGUGUGCACGAUCACCGCAAAAUGAGCCUGUUUCGGCUGGAGGUUAUGGACCAGAUUUGUUAGACGGUGAUACGGUACGUGCUGUUUAAACAAAAGAUAUUAGAACAGAUCUGCCAGAUGACGAUACGGUACGUGUUUGUUCCAUUGCUAAAAAUUCGAGACGAUACUGGUUAAAAAAAUAAUAAUGGUUAAACAUGGUUGUAAGAUUCAAGUCCAAGGUGAAAUCUCAAGUGAAAGGAAGCAGUCGGAAAAAUAUGAGGGAAUAUAAUAACAAUCCGGUUCACGGUUGAAUCUUGCUUGCAAUGACUCCGGCCAUCGGCACAAGCUUCCCCAUGCGUUCUCGCGAAUCUUUCGUUCCGGCAUAAAAGUUCUCGAUUGCCAGAACAGAGAAUCAGACGCGUGUUGGACUCUGGCCGCAGCGCAUCGACGCAAAGGCGUUACUCAGCAUCGAAGACAGUUAUCGGUUACUAACACAGUUCACUGGUAGUAGAGCAGUCAUCCAUUUUUGAUUGUAACCGCUAGUGAGAGUGAUCCGUCGCAAAAGAUUAGUACCUUGAAGAUAGUGCCUUGUCUUUUCGCAUAAGCAAUGGAGUCUAUUCAGCUGACCCCCGAAGAGCUUGAAGCGAAAGAGUACUGGAUAACCCUGUUCAAAGCUCUCGACACGCCAAGCGAUGAGGGCACGGCAGCGGAUCUUGAAACUGAAUUGCCAUCCUGGUACGAUGAAGCAAAGUUUAAGCGUGGCCAGAGAUUCUACAAGGACAACCGCUUUGGCAUCCUACAGGCAACGUUCUGCAGCCUGCUGGUACUGCUGUCCGAUCCGAAGGGUUUGCGCAUACUUGAGCACACCGGCAAAUCGAACACGAUGGAGACAGCCCGUAAGCGCUACGUGUCUACCUUGAAACACAUGAGUGAUUGGUACGAGUGUGACCUGCAACCAGGAUCAAGAUCAUGGAAAUCGUUACAACAAGUACGUCGAAUGCAUCUCGGUGCAUCGCGCAGUGCUACCAAACGGCAGCUCGGGUUCAUUAGUCAGCCCGAGAUGGCACUGACAACGUUCGGCUUCAUGGGCUUUCCACUGGUGCGCCCGCACUUGCUCGGCAUCCGCUACGAUAACCGUGAGGAUGUGGAGGCAUUCGUACAUCUGUGGGCCGUGAUUGGAUUUAUGCUGGGUGUGCACGAUCACUGCAACAUGUGCCUGUUUCGAUUGGAGGUAGUCGACCAGAUUUGUCGGAUGGCGAUACGGUACGUGUUUAUGCCAUCGCUGCAACUGGAGACUACACUGUUUAAACAAAUGAUGGGUGCAAUAACCGAUGCCUACGCUGGCUACAUGCCGUUCAUGUCUUACGAGAGCGUCCUGUUUCUGACACGGCGCUUGGUCGGUAUACCUGGCUAUCAAUACGCGCUCGAUCUGAAAAAGGAAAUCAUCUGUCGGCCAAUACUUACGAAGGCGGAAAUAGAAAGCAUUGUCGAGCAUAUGGCACCGAAGGACUGCUAUAGACCCGUUAUGGCGAUGUAUCGCGCAAUUUUUUGUGAACAGAUUCGUCUCUUCAGGGUCAAAGAAGUGUCAAACGAGCGGAAGGAAAUGAACGGAAACUACAUGUUGCCGGUCGAGGAUGUAUGCGGUACCUACACCAAGCUUAAAAAUAACGAAGAUGAAUGCAAUGGAAGCUUGAAAGAAUGCGAAGAGGAUAUAAGACAGCUACUUGGCUUAAAGCACAAUCAGGAGUUGAUUGUGACGCACAUAGACAACAAAGACGAGUGGAGCACGUAUCUGAACGAUAGCCAACUGAAACAGUUGUCGCUAGGUGGACAGAGCAACGUGAAGUUUACCGUCCAAACACUUAACAUGUGCUAUAACACCAUUGGCCGGUAUGUGAACGAAGCCACUCUGUCCUUCAUUCUCUAUCGUAUAAAUAAGUUGUACCCGUAGAGAGCAAAGAUCGAAAGAAAAUUUCUAUUUGUGAUAUAGAUUUCCUCGUUUAACGAAAAGCAAUAAUCCUGCGUGAACAGCACAGCGACAACGGUUACAAGAAGAGCUUACCUUACUAGCAAAAAAACUUAAUGAUUAGAUUUUGCACUUAAAGGGAAGACUAGUGUGAGGUGUGAAGUAGGGCGCAACGAAUUUGUUAAGAGUAAAUGAACACGUUUUAUAGAUUGUUUUAAAGAUUAUAAAUAUAGGUGGAUCAACACCCGAGAAGGAAAAUA